AUGAAUCAGCACGAUAGAUUCGCAGACAAGAUUUCGUACAGCGGCUCCGCCAAGGCCAACAGCUGCACAAAUUACACCCCGUCAGGUUUCAGUUGCAAUUGUUUUGCCGACGAUUUCGACAUCUCCUCCUCCACCAACAUCAACAUCCAGACGGCAACCGUAAAGAACCAGGACGAUUGCGUGGCCAUCAAUCAGGGUUCCAACAUCUACAUCUCUGGAUUGGCCUGUUCUGGCGGGCACGGUCUUAGCUUGUCCGUCGGCCAGAAGUCAGGAUCUGACAACACCGUCAACAACGUCACCUUCAUUGACUCAUCGGUCUCGAACUCCCGCAUCGGUAUCCACGUUAAGACACAUGCCGAUGGCGGUACCGGCUACAUCAAGAACGUCGUUUAUAAGAACAUACAGAUGUCUGGCAUCACCCGUUAUAUCAUCAACGUCCAGGAGGACUACGCAGGAGGCAGUUCAACCGGUAAACCCAAGAACAACAUCCCCAUCACCGGCUUAGACAUUUCCGGGAUAACCGCCACCACCAGUGAAUCCGACUGCAUCCCUGUGUACAUAUUGUGCGCGAGCGGUGGCUGUAGCAGCUGGACCUGGGGCAAGAUUUCGUACAGCGGCUCCGCCAAGGCCAACAGCUGCACAAAUUACACCCCGUCAGGUUUCAGUUGCAAGUAA
Molecule: messenger RNA, 675 nt
Organism: Cylas formicarius (sweet potato weevil)
Lineage: Eukaryota; Metazoa; Arthropoda; Insecta; Coleoptera; Brentidae
Exons: 4
Coding region: 1-675 (224 amino acids)
Biological process (GO): pectin catabolic process
Cellular component (GO): extracellular region
Molecular function (GO): polygalacturonase activity
Source: RefSeq, a predicted model, not a curated record